AGUCCUCUAUAAUUUCUCCUCCCGAGAGUAAGUGAAUAGCAGAAAAGCUAAGGUCAGGAAAAACAGAAUGUCGCUCGCCAAAGCUGUUGUUUUGGAUAAUGGGUCUGAUACAAUCAAAGCGGGAUUUGCCAAAGACGAGUCUCCUCAAGUAGAGUUUACCUCCGUCGUUGGUCAUCCAAAGUACGCGAAAUUACAAGAACAAGCAGAUCGCGAAGAUCCGCUCGUCGGAAAUGGUGCCUUGGAUAAGAGGGGCGAUCUGGAUCUUACAUACCCAGUCAAGAACUCGAUCAUAACUAACUGGGAGGACAUGGAAACGAUCUGGCAUUACACUUUCGCCCAGCUGGGUGUAAGUCCCGAAGAACGCCCCGUUCUUCUGACAGAAGCACCAUUUAAUCCACAAGUAAACAGAGAGAAGACAACAGAGAUCAUGUUCGAGACCUUCCAUACACCAGCGAUGUAUUUAGCUCCAGCACCUGUCCUGUCUCUCUACGCCUCUGGCCGUAAGGAUGGUAUCGUCCUCCAGAGUGGUUUCGGCGUCAGUUACGCCGUCCCUAUCAGUGAAGGUUUCGCUCUUCGCCAGAACGUUUCGAGUCUCGAUUUGGCCGGUACGAAUUUGACAGAUUAUCUCACAAAGAUUCUGGGCGAACGGGGCAAGACUCUAACCGAGCACAGAUUAGCAAGAGAUGUUAAAGAGAGGCUUUGCUAUGUCGCUCAGGACUUUGAAAAGGAGAUGAGUACUGCUGCCUCUGAUCCGAGCUUGCAGAGAAGCUAUGAACUCUCUGAUGGUCAGUUUGUCACUCUUGGCGACGAGAGAUUUAGAUGUCCCGAGGUUCUGUUCCAGCCCUCCAUGGCUGACAAUAGUUUGGCGUUGUCACCCGGCAUCCAUCAGCUCGUAUUUGAGUCCAUCGUGAAGUGCAACGAAGACAUCAGAAAUGAAAUGUACGCCAAUAUUGUCUUGUCUGGUGGCUCCACUAUGUUCAAAGGAAUUGCCGAAAGAGUGCAGAAGGAGAUCAAUGGACUCGCCGGGGCUUCACCUACAAGAAAGGUCAAGAUCAUUGCUCCUCCUGAGCCUAAAUACUCUGCAUGGAUUGGGGGAUCAAUCCUGGCUUCGUUAUCGGAUUUUCAGUCCAUGUGGAUCUCUAAGCAAGAAUAUGAUGAAGAGGGUCCCGCUGUUGUCAACCGCAAAUGCCUAUAGCUACGACGUUAGCUUUGAGUUGUUGAUGAAUAUAGACAAAACUUGAUCUAAUGAAGAAUAAUUUAGAUGUACACAGAAAGAUUUGUUUCAGUGUCUAUGUGUUAACUCUAAAAUGAUCACCAACUGAGGUACUUCUUGAUCCAUGUGCAAAUUCACCUUGUUAACAUAAAGGAAAUAUACAGAGAACAGUAUGGAGA
Messenger RNA from Pocillopora damicornis (cauliflower coral), 1392 nucleotides. RefSeq names its product actin, cytoskeletal 1. The record is from RefSeq and is a predicted model, not a curated record. NCBI's taxonomy places the organism in Eukaryota, Metazoa, Cnidaria, Anthozoa, Scleractinia, Pocilloporidae.